Rhinolophus ferrumequinum (greater horseshoe bat) is the source of this 9371-nucleotide messenger RNA. RefSeq names its product acetyl-CoA carboxylase beta (gene ACACB). NCBI's taxonomy places the organism in Eukaryota, Metazoa, Chordata, Mammalia, Chiroptera, Rhinolophidae. The transcript has 56 exons. Gene Ontology annotation, biological process: fatty acid biosynthetic process. Bases 398 to 7828 code for a protein of 2476 amino acids. The record is from RefSeq and is a predicted model, not a curated record. Gene Ontology annotation, molecular function: acetyl-CoA carboxylase activity; ATP binding; metal ion binding.
AAGGGAUCAGGAGGGCUUGGUAACACGUGCCUGUAUUUAAACGGGCCGGAAAGAAUGCGUCUGGUCAGGACACCUAGACCAGUACAGACAUUUACAAAAGCAGGGCAUUAGAAACUUUCACUUGAGAAGAUGGCUUUCCCUCCGGGCCUUAGUUUCUUUACGUUUGAAGAGAAGGACUCGUGAUCCGACAUUCUGCCAUCAGCAAGCAAGCUUUCACAGAGGAAGACAGAACAAAGAUGCAUUCUUCAUUUGCCCUCUGGCAAGAAGAGUAUCUGCUGAGGGCUUUUGGAAACACAAGGAAGUCAGUACUGCAAGAUGUUGUCCUGGGAACCCCAAGUUAUAAAAUAAUCAUGUGACAGUCACUGUGAUCAGAGUCCGGCAGGGUAAGGUUUUAUGAAUGACCCUGCUUCUUUUUCUAUCUUGUCUGAUUUUCUCCUGCCUGACCUUUUCCUGGUUAAAAAUCUGGGGAAAAAUGACGGACUCCAAGCCAGUCGCCAAGAAUAACCCAGAGGCCAGCUCCAUCCCAAGCCACGAGCCCUGUCCAGCUUCCAACAGCUCAGAAGAGCCACCACAGAAAAAUGGCGACAACAGUUCUCUGCCAAAGACUCCUAACCAAGCUGAGCUGGCUUCCCACAAAGAUCCCAAAGAUGCCUGUUGGCAAAGAACCUCCCGGCCACCCCCACAUCGGAAUCCCCUAAAAAAACCCCUUUCCUCGGGCGAUUCCUCCCCAGCCAGUGGGACAGGGACCCAAGGCCUGGAAGCCGCAGACACCAAUGGCCAGUCCUCGCCGGCCAGGCUCCAGGGCCAGCGAGCCAGACCCCUCUCCAAAGAAGAUGAGAAGCAGGCACACAUCAGGAGGCAGCUGAUGACCAAGUUCAUCCUGGGCUCCUUUGAUGACAACUCCUCUGAUGAGGACCCUGGCACGGGCUUGUUCCGAGAAUCUUCCCGCAAGGGCAGCCGGGCCAGCCUGGGGGCUCUGUCCCUGGAAGCUGCUCUGACUACAGGGGACUCCGAGACCCCCGUUUCUACUAUAAGGCCCAGUAUGUCAGGACUCCACCUGGUGAAGAGAGGCCGAGAACAGAAGAAGAUGGAUCUGCACAGAGACUUCACUGUGGCUUCCCCAGCCGAGUUUGUCACACGCUUUGGGGGGGAUCGGGUCAUUGAGAAGGUGCUCAUUGCCAACAAUGGCAUUGCCGCUGUGAAGUGCAUGCGCUCCAUCCGCAGGUGGGCCUACGAGAUGUUCCGAAAUGAGCGGGCCAUCCGGUUUGUAGUCAUGGUGACCCCGGAGGACCUCAAGGCCAAUGCAGAGUACAUCAAGAUGGCAGAUCAGUAUGUCCCUGUGCCAGGAGGGCCCAACAAUAACAAUUAUGCCAACGUGGAGCUGAUCGUGGACAUUGCCAAGAGAAUCCCUGUGCAGGCGGUGUGGGCUGGCUGGGGCCAUGCUUCCGAAAACCCCAAACUUCCGGAGCUCCUGUGCAAGCACGACAUUGCUUUCUUAGGCCCUCCCAGCGAGGCCAUGUGGGCCCUGGGAGAUAAGAUCGCCUCCACCAUCGUGGCCCAGACGCUGCAGAUUCCCACGCUGCCCUGGAGUGGAAGCGGUCUGACGGUGGAGUGGGCAGAAGAUAGCCUGCAGCAUGGAAAAAGAAUCAGUGUCCCGGAAGAUGUUUACAACCAGGGUUGUGUGAAGGAUAUAGAUGAGGGCUUAGAGGCGGCAGAAAAAAUUGGUUUUCCGUUGAUGAUCAAAGCUUCUGAAGGCGGUGGAGGGAAAGGAAUCCGGAAAGCAGAGAGUGCUGAGGAUUUCCCAAUCCUUUUCAGACAAGUGCAGAGCGAGAUCCCGGGCUCCCCCAUUUUUCUCAUGAAGCUGGCCCAGCACGCCCGUCACCUAGAGGUCCAGAUCCUUGCCGACCAGUAUGGGAACGCCGUGUCCCUGUUUGGGCGAGACUGCUCCAUCCAGCGGCGGCACCAGAAAAUCAUCGAGGAGGCACCUGCCACCAUCGCCACACCAGCUGUGUUCGAGUUCAUGGAGCAGUGUGCUGUCCUCCUGGCCAAGACCGUGGGCUACGUGAGUGCAGGGACAGUUGAAUAUCUCUACAGCCAGGAUGGCAGCUUCCACUUCUUGGAGCUGAAUCCCCGUCUGCAGGUGGAACACCCCUGCACAGAAAUGAUUGCUGAUGUCAACCUGCCGGCCGCUCAGCUUCAGGUCGCCAUGGGCGUGCCACUGCACCGGCUGAAAGAUAUCCGGCUUCUGUAUGGAGAGUCACCGUGGGGGGUGACACCCAUUUCUUUUGAUUUCCCUUCCAACCCUCCCCUCGUCCGAGGCCACGUUAUUGCAGCCAGAAUCACCAGUGAAAACCCAGAUGAGGGGUUUAAGCCGAGCUCCGGAACAGUCCAGGAACUGAAUUUCCGCAGCAGCAAGAAUGUGUGGGGUUAUUUUAGCGUGGCUGCUAGUGGUGGCUUACAUGAGUUUGCUGAUUCUCAGUUCGGGCACUGCUUCUCUUGGGGAGAGAACCGGGAAGAGGCCAUUUCCAACAUGGUGGUGGCUUUGAAGGAACUGUCCAUCCGAGGCGACUUCAGGACCACCGUGGAAUAUCUCAUUAAACUCCUGGAGACAGAGAGCUUCCAGAACAACGACAUCGACACUGGGUGGUUGGAUCACCUCAUUGCUCAGAAAGUGCAGGCCGAGAAGCCAGAUAUCAUGCUCGGGGUGGUGUGCGGAGCCUUGAACGUGGCUGAUGCAAUGUUCAGAACCUGCAUGACGGAUUUCUUACACUCGCUGGAAAGGGGCCAGGUCCUCCCCGCGGAUUCUCUGCGGAAUACUGUGGACGUGGAAUUAAUUUACGGAGGCAUCAAGUACAUUCUCAAGGUGGCUCGGCAGUCUUUGACCAUGUUCGUCCUUAUCAUGAAUGGCUGUCACAUCGAGAUUGAUGCCCACCGGCUGAACGAUGGUGGGCUUCUACUGUCGUAUGAUGGCAACAGCUACACGACCUACAUGAAAGAAGAGGUCGACAGUUACCGGAUUACCAUCGGCAACAAGACGUGUGUAUUUGAGAAGGAGAAUGACCCCACAGUCCUGAGGUCCCCGUCGGCUGGGAAGCUGACUCAGUACACGGUGGAGGACGGCGGCCACGUGGAGGCUGGAGGCAGCUACGCUGAGAUGGAGGUAAUGAAGAUGAUCAUGGCCUUGAACGUGCAGGAAAGUGGCCGGGUGAAGUACAUCAAGAGGCCGGGGGCCGUGCUGGAAGUAGGCUGUGUGGUGGCCAGGCUGGAGCUUGAUGACCCUUCUAAAGUGCACCCGGCCGAGCCGUUCACAGGAGAGCUCCCUCCCCAGCAAACUCUGCCUAUCAUGGGAGAGAAACUACACCAGGUCUUCCACAACGUCCUGGAAAACCUGACUAACAUCAUGAAUGGCUACUGUCUGCCGGAGCCUAUUUUUAGCAUAAAACUGAAGGAGUGGGUGCAGAAGCUCAUGAUGACCCUCCGACACCCGUCGCUGCCGCUGCUGGAGCUGCAAGAGAUCAUGACCAGCGUGUCGGGCCGCAUUCCCGCCCCCGUGGAGAAGUCGGUCCGCAGGGUGAUGGCCCAGUAUGCCAGCAACAUCACGUCGGUGCUGUGCCAGUUCCCCAGCCAGCAGAUAGCUACCAUCCUGGACUGCCACGCGGCCACCCUGCAGCGGAAAGCCGACCGGGAGGUCUUCUUCAUGAACACGCAGAGCAUCGUGCAGUUGGUCCAGAGGCUGACCCCGUUCAGCAUCCCAACUCUAUACCGCAGCGGGACCCGUGGCUACAUGAAGGCAGUGGUGUUGGAUCUCCUGCGAAAAUAUUUACAUGUCGAGCACCAUUUCCAACAAGCCCACUACGACAAGUGUGUGAUAAACCUCAGGGAACAGCUGAAGCCCGAUAUGUCCCAGGUGCUGGACUGCAUCUUCUCCCAUGCGCAGGUGGCUAAGAAGAACCAGCUGGUGAUCAUGUUGAUCGAUGAGCUCUGUGGCCCAGACCCUUCCCUGUCGGAGGAGCUCACCUCCAUCCUCAACGACCUCACUCAGCUGAGCAAAAGCGAGCACUGCAAAGUGGCCCUCAGAGCCAGACAGGUCUUGAUUGCCUCCCACCUCCCUUCCUACGAGCUGAGGCACAACCAGGUGGAGUCCAUUUUCCUGUCUGCCAUCGACUCAUACGGCCACCAAUUUUGCCCGGAAAACCUCAAGGGUCUCCUGUCCCCUGACUCUGGCUCAUUUACAAGCUUCCAGAAAUUAAUACUCUCAGAAACGACCAUAUUUGAUGUCCUGCCCACUUUCUUCUAUCAUGCUAACAAAGUCGUUUGCAUGGCGUCCUUGGAGGUUUAUGUGCGGAGGGGCUACAUCGCCUAUGAGUUAAACAGCCUGCAGCACCGGCAGCUUCCGGACGGCACCUGCGUGGUGGAAUUCCGGUUCAUGCUGCCCUCCUCUCACCCAAACCGGAUGGCUAUGCCCAUCAGUGUCACCAACCCCGACCUGCUGAGGCACAGCACUGAGCUGUUCAUGGACAGUGGCUUCUCCCCCCUGUGCCAGCGGAUGGGGGCCAUGGUCGCCUUCCGGAGAUUCGAGGAGUUCACCAGGAACUUUGAUGAAGUCAUCUCCUGCUUCGCCAACGUGCCCAGGGACACCCCCCUUUUCGGCAAGGCCCGCACUUCCUUGUACUGUGACGAAGACGGCAAGAACUUCAGAGAAGAGCCGAUCCACAUCUUGAAUGUGGCCAUCCAGUGCGCGGACCACCUGCAGGACGAGGAGCUGGUGCCGAUUUUGCGGACAUUUGUACAGUCCAAGAAAAACAUCCUUGUGGAUUACGGACUCCGAAGAAUCACAUUCCUGAUUGCCCAAGAGAAAGAAUUUCCCAAGUUUUUCACAUUCAGAGCAAGAGACCAGUUUGCAGAAGAUCGCAUUUACCGUCACCUGGAGCCCGCCCUGGCCUUCCAGCUGGAGCUCAGCCGGAUGCGCAAUUUCGAUCUGACUGCCGUGCCCUGCGCCAACCACAAGAUGCACCUUUACCUGGGCUCUGCCAAGGUGAAGGAAGGUGCGGAAGUGACGGACCACAGGUUCUUCAUCCGCGCCAUCAUCAGGCACUCGGACCUGAUUACAAAGGAAGCCUCCUUUGAGUACCUACAGAAUGAGGGUGAGCGGCUGCUGUUGGAGGCCAUGGACGAGCUGGAGGUGGCGUUCAACAACACCAGCGUGCGCACCGACUGCAACCACAUCUUCCUCAACUUCGUGCCCACGGUCAUCAUGGACCCCUACAAGAUUGAGGAGUCGGUGCGUUCCAUGGUGAUGCGCUACGGCAGCCGGCUGUGGAAACUGCGCGUGCUGCAGGCGGAGGUCAAGAUCAACAUCCGGCAGGCCACCGCCAGCAGUGUGCUUCCCAUCCGCCUGUUCAUCACCAACGAGUCGGGCUACUACCUGGACAUCAGCCUCUACAAAGAAGUCACCGAUCUCAGAUCCGGAAACAUCAUGUUUCACUCCUUUGGCCACAAGCAAGGGCCCCAGCAUGGGAUGCUGAUCAACACUCCCUACGUCACCAAGGAUCUGCUUCAGGCCAAGCGAUUCCAGGCUCAGUCCUUGGGAACCACCUACGUGUACGACUUCCCAGAAAUGUUCAGGCAGGCUCUCUUUAAACUGUGGGGCUCCCCAGAGAAGUACCCCAAAGACAUCCUGACAUACACUGAACUGGUGCUGGACCCUCAGGGCCAGCUGGUAGAGAUGAACCGACUUCCUGGAGGAAAUGAGGUGGGCAUGGUGGCCUUCAAAAUGAGGCUUAAGACCCGAGAGUAUCCGGAAGGUCGAGAUGUGAUCGUCAUCAGCAACGACAUCACCUUUAGCAUCGGAUCCUUUGGCCUGGGAGAAGACCUUCUGUACCUGCGGGCAUCCGAGAUGGCCCGGGCAGAGGGCAUCCCCAAAAUCUACCUCGCAGCCAACAGCGGGGCCCGGAUCGGCCUUGCAGAGGAAAUCAAACACAUGUUCCAGGUGGCUUGGGUGGACCCAGAAGAUCCCCACAAAGGGUUUAAAUACCUGUACCUGACUCCGCAAGACUACACCAGAAUCAGCUCUCUGAACUCUGUCCAUUGUAAACACAUCGAAGAAGAAGGAGAAUCCAGGUAUGUCAUCACGGAUAUAAUUGGGAAGGAGGAUGGCCUGGGCGUGGAGAACCUGCGGGGUUCAGGCAUGAUUGCUGGGGAGUCCUCUCUGGCUUAUGAUGAGAUCGUCACCAUUAGCUUGGUGACCUGCCGAGCUCUUGGGAUCGGAGCCUACUUGGUGAGGCUGGGCCAGCGAGUGAUCCAGGUGGAAAACUCCCAUAUAAUCUUGACAGGAGCCGGUGCUCUCAACAAGGUCCUGGGCAGGGAGGUUUACACAUCCAACAACCAGCUGGGCGGCGUGCAGAUCAUGCAUUGCAAUGGUGUCUCCCACAUCACCGUGCCGGACGACUUCGAGGGCGUUUAUACCAUCCUGGAGUGGCUGUCCUAUAUGCCAAAGGAUAAUCACAGCAUGGUCCCUAUCAUCACACCCACCGACCCCAUUGACAGAGAAAUUGAAUUCCUGCCAUCGAGAGCUCCCUAUGACCCCCGGUGGAUGCUUGCGGGAAGGCCUCACCCAACUCUGAAGGGAUCCUGGCAGAGUGGAUUCUUCGACCAGGGCAGUUUCAGGGAAAUCCUGGAGCCCUGGGCCCAGACGGUGGUGACGGGACGAGCAAGGCUGGGGGGAAUCCCUGUCGGAGUGAUUGCCGUGGAGACGCGGACGGUGGAGGUGGUGGUGCCUGCGGACCCCGCCAACCUGGAUUCCGAGGCCAAGAUCACCCAGCAGGCGGGCCAGGUGUGGUUCCCAGACUCAGCCUACAAGACGGCCCAGGUCAUCAAGGAUUUCAACCGAGAGAAGUUGCCCCUGAUGAUCUUUGCCAACUGGAGGGGUUUCUCCGGUGGCAUGAAGGACAUGUAUGACCAGGUGCUGAAGUUUGGAGCCUACAUCGUGGAUGGCCUCAAGCAGUACAAACAGCCUGUCCUCAUCUAUAUCCCACCCUACGCUGAGCUCCGGGGCGGCUCCUGGGUGGUCGUGGAUUCCACCAUCAACCCCCUGUGCAUAGAAUUGUACGCGGACAAAGAGAGCAGGGGGGGUGUUUUGGAGCCGGAGGGAACAGUGGAAAUUAAGUUCCGAAAGAAAGAUCUGGUAAAGGCCAUGAAAAGGAUCGAUCCAACUUACAAGAAGCUUGUGGAACAGCUAGGAACGUCCGAGCUCUCGGACAAGGACCGCAAGGACCUGGAGGGUCGGCUGAAGGCCCGGGAGGACCUGCUGCUGCCCAUCUACCACCAGGUGGCGGUGCAGUUCGCCGACCUCCAUGAUACACCCGGCAGGAUGCUGGAGAAGGGCGUCAUUUCUGACAUCCUGGAGUGGAAGACGUCACGCACCUUCCUGUACUGGCGCCUGCGCCGCCUCCUGCUGGAGGCCCAGGUCAAACAGGAGAUCCUGCAGGUCAGCAGUGAGCUGAGCUACGUGCACAUCCAGUCCAUGCUGCGCCGCUGGUUCGUGGAGUCGGAGGGGGCCGUCAAGGCCUACCUGUGGGACAACAACCAGACGGUGGUGCAGUGGCUGGAGCAGCACUGGCAGGUGGGGGACGGCCUACGUUCUCCCAUCCACGAGAACAUCAAGUACCUGAAACGGGACUCUGUCCUCAAGACCAUCCGAGGCCUGGUCCAGGAAAACCCGGAGGUGGCCCUGGACUGCAUAAUGUACAUGAGCCAGCAUAUCAGCCCGGCCGAGCGGGCCCAAGUCACUCAGCUCCUGUCCACCAUGGACAGCCAGGCCUCCACCUGAACCCCGCCCGCCCGGCCACUUGCAGGACCACCGGCGAGAGAGACCACGCUGACCUGCUGACCACAGGCCCUCACCAGGACCUUAGGGGUUUGCUUUCCAAAAAAAAAAAAAAAAAUUCCUGGGCAUUUCUGCAGAACUGCUGGCUCCCACCUCACUCCUGUCUCAAUGAACGGCUCAGGCGUGCCCCUUCCAGGCAGACAGCAACCUCUCCAUUGUCGGGAAGUUUGUUUUGUUUUAUCUCUUCAGACGUUUUUGCUGCCUCACUGAAUUGAAUUGAACCCAAACGCCCCACUUUCUUUUUCCUUUCCGGGCCCUACCAUACGGGAUCCAGGUGUCAUUUUAGGCUCAUUUUAUAUCAGAUCAUGCAACCUUUUAUUUUUUUACUCGGAGACCAGCUCUUAUUGUAAGUAUCUUCUAUAUGUCAGCAGAAGAAAGAGGCCAGGAAAAGAAAUAUAGAGACAAGACAAGGAAAAGAAACCCAUUUUUGUAAUGAUGCUAUCUGGAGACUAUCAAGUCAUCCAGGAAGGAGCACAAGUGAUUUUUUUAUAAGGGGAAUAAAAUGGUAUUUUGUUCCCCAGAUGACCCCUAGUGAGUCACUAGGAAUGUCCCCUGGCAGGCCAUGCUCAGCACUCAUCAGCAAAGAUUCUCUUUUUGAGAGAGGGAAAGCAAAAUGAGCAGAAUUACCUGGCCAUCAGUUCCAGGGCAUUGGGAGAUCUCUUCUGCGUGUCACAAGCCCUCUGCCUGCCUUGUCCCUCUGAGGACAAUAAAGACUAGCCCCUCCCCGACUGCAGGACUGGCCACCCUCCCUGGCACGCACCCUCCUGCUCUGUUGAGAAACAGAGCAGGAGAAAAAGCCCUCCCCAAACUCACAGCACAACCUGCUGCCGAGCGUUACCACUGUGACUGCCGUGGCCCCUUGGAGGGGUUACCAGUCACCACCGGUUUCUCACCUGUUGCCUUGAUGUCCGUGGUGGGAUCUGGCCCCGAGGGGCAGAGCUGUCGGUUUCCAAGGACUGACCACAAGGACCACACUGAUUUGCUCAGGGAGGCCUUUGACACGCACACCAGCACCCAGCUCUGAAGGCUGCACGGCGGCAGGACCUGGGUGCCAGCGACGGGGGGAGUUGGCCACCCCCACUGUGGUGAUGGGCAGUUUGUCUGAGGACGCCCAGCGUUACGCCUGGCCAAUGUGGAGGACACUGAAGGGGCCAUCAAGGCUGCCCGGGGAAGCCCCCGCAAGCCAGUUGCUUGAGGAAGUCGGAAAAAAACAGUCUGUCCAUCAGCCAAUGACAGCCCUGGCUUGUGAAUGUGGUGGUGUGGGGGCAGGGCGGGGUGCGGGAGAAAGAAGAAUUAUUCCUUGUCCCAUCCCAAGGCCAGUGGGGGACGGGGGGAGUCCAUGCUGCUUUGAGAACCGAAUAUGUUUCCCCGGUGUAGGAGGCCCCCUUGGUUCUGGAGGGAAAGUCCAGUCGAUGACUAGCUGCUAUCCAGGAAUGGUGGGUGGAGGAACCUGCCGGGAGAUGUGUGGAAUAAAUUAUUUUUUAAA